AUGGUUCGGGCAGUUAUGGAGACUUAUGAAGGUGUAGAGGCGGUGGUUACGGAGGAAGGUGUUAGAUCUGGUGUUUUUGAGGUAAAAGUUGGUGUUCAUCAAGGUUCAGUCUUGUCGCCGUUACUGUUUGCUUGUGUGAUGGAUGUACUGACAGAGGAAGUGAGAAGAAAAGAAGGAUGUUUGUUGUAUGCAGAUGACAUUGUCUUGGUGGCGGAGUCGAAGCAGAAAGUCAUGGAAUGGUACCGAGAAUGGAAAACGGCAAUAGAAGUCAAGGGACUGAAAGUGAAUGAGGCAAAGACGAAGGGCAUGAGAUGCUCGAGGCAGGUGGAGGCGAAGGACAGUGAUAAAUGGCCAUGUGGUGUGUGUGGGAAAAGAGUUGGAGUGAAUUCGAUAAUGUGUGGGAAAUGCAGUAAGUGGGUUCAUGGAAGAUGUUCAGGUGUCCGUGGUGCAUUGACAAGAGUAACUGAUUUUGAGUGCGGGACGUGUCGAAGUGGUGGGCGAGUCACGAUUGAACGGUUUGAACUGGAUGACGUGAGUUUGGAAGGUGUAUCGGAGUUUAAAUAUCUAGGCGAUGUGUUAAAUGAUGGUGGAGGGUGCGAGCAAGCAGUGAGGAACAGAGUUCAAGCAGCGUGGUAUAGUUUUAGAGAGUUGUCGGGAAUGUUGUGCGGAAAGUCCAUUUCGUUGAAGCAGAAAGGAGAAUUGUAUAAGGCAUGUGUUAAAAGUGUUUUGGGAUAUGGAGCAGAGUGUUGGGCGCCAAAAGCAGAGGACCUGAGAAGAUUGGCGUCGACGGAAAGGAGAAUGCUUAGGAUGAUGUGUGGAUAUCAAGAAAUUGCAUCCUCGUUGGGUUUUGUCUAG
Messenger RNA from Xenia sp. Carnegie-2017, 855 nucleotides. RefSeq lists its product as uncharacterized. The coding region runs from base 1 to 855 and encodes 284 amino acids. The transcript is spliced from 2 exons. The record is from RefSeq and is a predicted model, not a curated record. Lineage: Eukaryota; Metazoa; Cnidaria; Anthozoa; Malacalcyonacea; Xeniidae.